AUGGAAGUUUCAUGCAAGAUUUUGAGAAGAUCAGUUCAUUGUUUUCUUCAAAACUAUCAUUAUUUCACUUCAUCAAUAGCUUUUCUUGUCUUUCCUUUCUCGGUUUCGAUACUCUUGUCACAAGCUUUCGUUCCUUCUCCUUCGUCUCUUUUGCCUCAAAUUUAUAACCGUUUGAGGAUGCUCUUUGAUGCUGCAGCAUCAAUAAUUCAAGCUCUUAAACUCAAUCAUAAUAAAUCAGUUGAAACACUUGGAUACUCGUCGCCUAGUUUCCUUCUUUUCAUGUCAGCGACCGGAGCAGUUCUCUUUUCUGUGAUUCUUGCCAAUGCACUUGUGAUAUGCAACAUGUCACUUGCUCUAUCUGGUAUGGAAGGACACGGUGGAUACUCGGCGAUUCUUAAAGCUUGUAUCUUGAUGAGGGGAAAGACAUCAAUGGCUUUGUUCUUAGCACUUCCUGUUAAUGUUGCCUUGGCUGCUGUUGAGGCCUUGUUUCACUUCAGGGUUGUAAGGGAAUAUCAUAUUGUUGGAAAGGCAAGGCCUUUUUUGGUUUUAGAAGGGAUUUUCAUUGCAUACUUGUACUCAAUCUUCAUCAUCCUUGACACUACUGUGAGCUGCUUGUUUUACAAAAGGUUGAAGACAGAAUCAUGGAUUGUUCAAGAUAAGGACAGUUAUGGUUAUAUUGGCAACAAGAAUUUUGAAGAACUACCGUAA
Messenger RNA from Vicia faba (fava bean), 708 nucleotides. The record is from the annotation of a GenBank genome assembly. NCBI's taxonomy places the organism in Eukaryota, Viridiplantae, Streptophyta, Magnoliopsida, Fabales, Fabaceae.